GUGUGUGGAAGUCUGCAAGGAGAGCGAGCCACCUAGCAUGGCCACGCCCAACCAGUCAGUAGAAGGCUUUCCCCAGGAGGCCUCCAACAGAUCCCUGAACACUACCGAAACGCCGGAGGCCUGGGAUCCAGGGAUCCUACAGGCGCUCAAGAUCUCCCUGGCCGUGGUCCUUUCCAUCAUCACGCUGGCCACCCUCCUGUCCAACGCCUUUGUACUUACCACCAUCCUGCACACCAGAAAGCUGCACACCCCGGCCAACUAUCUCAUUGGCUCCCUGGCCACCACCGACCUCCUGGUUUCCAUCUUGGUCAUGCCCAUCAGCAUCGCCUAUACCAUUACCCGCACCUGGAACUUUGGCCAAAUCCUGUGUGACAUCUGGGUGUCUUCUGACAUCACGUGCUGCACCGCCUCCAUCCUGCACCUCUGCGUCAUUGCUCUGGACAGGUACUGGGCCAUCACCGAUGCCCUGGAGUACAGUAAGCGCCGGACGGCUGGCCACGCGGCUGCUAUGAUCGCCGUGGUCUGGGUCAUCUCCAUCUGCAUCUCCAUCCCACCCCUCUUCUGGCGGCAGGCCAAAGCUCAGGAGGAGAUGUCCGACUGCCUGGUGAACACGUCUCAGAUCUCCUACACCAUCUACUCCACCUGCGGGGCCUUCUACAUCCCGUCCAUCUUGCUCAUCAUCCUCUACGGCCGGAUCUACCUGGCCGCCAGGAACCGCAUCCUGAACCCGCCCUCGCUCUAUGGCAAGCGCUUCACCACGGCGCAGCUCAUCACGGGCUCCGCGGGCUCCUCGCUCUGCUCGCUCAACCCCAGUCUCCACGAGGGCCACUCGCACGCAGCCGGCUCCCCGCUCUUCUUCAACCACGUGAAGAUCAGGCUCGCCGACAGCGUCCUGGAGCGCAAGAGGAUUUCUGCUGCUCGGGAGAGGAAGGCCACCAAGACGCUGGGGAUCAUUCUGGGGGCCUUCAUCGUCUGCUGGCUGCCCUUCUUCGUGGCCUCACUGGUCCUCCCCAUCUGCCGGGAUUCCUGCUGGCUCCACCCCGCCCUCUUUGACUUCUUCACCUGGCUGGGCUAUUUAAACUCACUCAUCAACCCCAUCGUCUACACCGUGUUCAAUGAAGACUUCCGCCACGCGUUCCAGAAAGUGGUCCACGUCCGAAGGGCCUCCGAGUCUCAUUAG
This is a messenger RNA of Marmota flaviventris (yellow-bellied marmot), 1180 nucleotides long. RefSeq names its product 5-hydroxytryptamine receptor 1D (gene Htr1d). Gene Ontology annotation, molecular function: G protein-coupled serotonin receptor activity. The record is from RefSeq and is a predicted model, not a curated record. Gene Ontology annotation, biological process: smooth muscle contraction; vasoconstriction; positive regulation of MAPK cascade. NCBI's taxonomy places the organism in Eukaryota, Metazoa, Chordata, Mammalia, Rodentia, Sciuridae. Gene Ontology annotation, cellular component: plasma membrane.